CUUUCCUACUAUCGAUCUAUACAUAUCAGCAUGGAGUCCAUCGACAAUCGCGCUGCCGUCUCUCUGUCAGAGGAAUUCAGCGUCCAGAAACCCAGGGUCCAGGAACCCGUCACUCGGCAGUCCCUCAGCGAUCUCCCAGAAGAACUUCUCGAAAGCAUCCUCGACCACUAUGACGCAAACGCCGGCUGGAAACCGCCUGAGGGCUUCCGCAGCGUCCCCAGCGACGACCGACUACGACCUCUCAGAUCAUUAUUGCGAGUAUCGAAACAGUUCCGUCGACUAGUCGAGCCCCGGAUCUACUCUUGCUAUGAAUACGACGACAAGCAGCACCGCAAGUUCCUCCGCACGUGUAUUGCGCGCCCCGACCUCGCCGGCGCGGUACGCUUCGCCAGAUUCAAAUGCCGCUUUUGGAAUGCGCGGAACAGUGCAGCCGGGGGUCUUGACGCCGCCGUCGCUGCCGCAGAAAAAGAAGCGAACAAUAAUAUCACUGACCUCUGCGCCGCCGCCGCAGAAAGGGGCUGGGACGAGACGUUCGUUGCCGAUUUAAUCGCCGGAAGAAAAAACGCAGAGCUGGCCUUCUCGCUGUCGCUUCUGCCCAACCUGACGGGACUGGACUUUGUGGCUCCCCAGACCUGGCCCACCGACUGCCAUCUGCGCCGCUUCAUAGAGGCGCAGCCGAUCUCCAAGCUCGCGCAAGUGCAGCUCUCGGGCGGCAUGGAGGGUUACGGCUCCGAAACGCUGGGCAAGUUCCUGGCCGCCCCGUCCGUUCGCGCGGCGCAUUGCAGCGGGAUGACGUUCCGGGGGCGGGAGCUGUGGGCGCCGCGGUCCUCGCAAGUCGAACACAUAGCGUUAGAAGAAUGCAGCUUGCAGGCCGCGGACCUGUGGGCGCUGUGCAGCGCGUGCACGGCGCUCAAGUCGCUCGCGCUCAACUGGAAACACCUCGACGAAUGGAGCGGCGCUGACCUCGACCUCGCUGCCAUUCUCCGCGCUAUCGACCUGCACGCCGCGUCGCUGAGCCGCCUCGCCCUCCUCGUCGCCGGCUACGUCCCUGACCUCGGCAUCUGCAUCCCCAGCGGCGCCUGCAUCAGGCACCCCGCCCCGGGCGCAAGCGGCUCGCUCAAAGCCCUCAAUAUCACAGAGCUCGAGAUCACGCAGCCGCUGCUCGCGGGCCCGAGCCCGACUCCGCGCUCUGCGCACGACUUUGCGGACCUCGCCGACGUCUUUCCCGCCUCCCUCAACACCCUCAAAAUCCACAUCAACGCGCACCUCCCCGCCUUCGUGCCCUUCCUGUCCGCUCUCGCGUCCCUGGCUCAACAGCCAGGCAAACUGCCACAGCUCAGACGUGUCGUCCUGCUUAUUCCGAGCCCAGAUUCUGACUGCGACACCCCGCCAUGGCUGCGCGACGCGCUGGCGGAACUGAGGGCGGCGUUUGCGGACGUUUGUGAGGAGCUGGAUCCGAGGGGGGGUGGGAGCGUCGUGCUGGGUUUGUGAGCUGGGCUGGGGAGGGGAGAGUGCUUGGUGUUGGG
Aplosporella prunicola CBS 121167 is the source of this 1526-nucleotide messenger RNA. RefSeq lists its product as uncharacterized. The record is from RefSeq and is a predicted model, not a curated record. The coding region runs from base 31 to 1491 and encodes 486 amino acids. Lineage: Eukaryota; Fungi; Ascomycota; Dothideomycetes; Botryosphaeriales; Aplosporellaceae. The transcript has a single exon.